UACGUGGGUUGUACCAGGAAGUGAGGCUGCGUGCUUCGGUGCAGUUAAUUAACUACAUGCUCUUCCACAAGUCAUACAACUUAAUACAGGAAAAAAGAUGAUGAAAAGGUAGCAAGAAAAGAAAUACAUUACAAGUGGAAAAGUUCUGCUUCAGCAUGUCUGCUUGGAGGAUCAGAGUCCUGGUAGCACUGUGCUUCCUGCGGCAGCCGAGAGGUCAUAUUCAGCUUCCCCCUCCUCAGAAUGUUACAUUACUGUCAAAAGAUUUUGACAUGAUUUUGACAUGGACUCCAGGAGAAGGAUCUCCACCAGAUGUGGCAUACACUGUGAGGUAUGAAAGCCAGGAACGCAUGGACAAAUGGAUAAAGGUUCGUCAUUGUAGAAAUAUCCACAGUACCUCUUGCAACCUGACUUGUGUACUUCCAAACUUCUUCAUUAAAUUCCGGGCUCGAGUAAAAGCUGUUUCUGGAAAACUCCAGUCGCCAUGGGUAGAAUCCCAGUUCAAGGAAUACCUAUUUGGAGUGGAACUGGCUCCCCCAGUGCUAAACGUGAACGUACAGGAGAACGUACUCCAUGUGAAUGCCACCUUCCCUUUGGCCACCUGUGUGGAGAGUUUCUCCUGGAUGUAUGACUUGAACCUUUGGGAAGCUGGGUCUGAAGACAAGAAGCAAUACGAAAGUAUCUUUAGGAAGAAUACAGUGACUAUCGACACCACUGCGCUUAGAGGCAACUACUGCUUGAGUGCCAGAUCCUCCUUCCAAAGCAUUGGCUUCAAGUACAGCAAAUUCUCCCAACCAGUGUGCAUGCUUUUAAACCGUAAAGCAGUGGAAUGGAAGCUCCCAUACUCUGCCAUGAUCCCCAUGUUUGUCUUCGCUGUCCUUCUGGCAAGUGCCUUCAUUGCCUGGCUGCUGAAACAAGACGCGAAGCACAAGAAGCUGCCUCGUGCUUUGGAUUUAUCUAAUUUUAAAGUUGCUGGACCACCCUUUCACUGUGAGCUCCGUGAGGAGUUCCUCGUGGAUUCUCUGACCUGCACAGAGCAGCCAGUGUCACAAGGGAAGAAAAACAGAACGUCACCAAGAAACAACCCAUCAUGUGUGGCUUCCCUCCUGUCGUCAUCGUCAUCAGAAGAGGAGGAGGAAGAUGAAGAAGACAGCAGGACUUUCAUCCCAUACACUGAAAUGCGUCACUUUCCAAAGCGAUGUCUGAAGUACCAGGCGUCCAGAACUGCUGGGCCAGAAACAGGCACGGGCUCCACAUCUGGCGGCCUCUCUGUGGACAGCGGAUCUGUGCUGGACUUCACUGGCCUCGGUUUCUCUUUCUUUCCAGUGAGACAGAAUGAAGUGGACACCUCAGGAUCCCAUGGAAGUGAACAGGCAUCCCUUCCUCACAGCUCCUCUUUGGGAAGAAUAUCCCUCACCGACGUGAGAUUCCCAGGUCCCGAGGAACAUGAACAGCACGAUACAGACCCGGAGGACUGCCUGGAAAUGCCCCCCCUCCAAAUACCGCUGAACAGGAUUUGUGCCAGCCUUCCAGCGGACGAGCACUGCCUGCACAGGAAGCAUCAGCACGUCACCACGUGUCACCAGGAACCACUAACUGAUCUGCCCGUCCACGUCAGGGAGAAGUCACAGCUCAGUGUGGAUCCCAGCAUGGAGCAACUCAUCUGCUUUCAGACCUUACAGGUGGCAGAAGAUGAAGGUAUUGCAAGUGACUGUGACAGCGAUCAUUUUAUAGAAGGGACACCUCCUGCAUCCACAGUACUAAGUGAUGCAUUUGGAACUUCAAAUAUGGAGGGAAAAUAUAAUCAGGAGUUUAAAUUAAAAGGCUAUCAGCACACACAUUACAUGGGAAGAAGCUAGAGUACCCUUGAAGUUCUGUGGUGUGCCUGGAAAGUGGUAGAGAGCUCCAGAUACCUGGGCAAGGGUACCUAGACAAGAGCAAGGACAAAUAACUGUCAGUGCUGUGCUUAUUUAUUUAUUUAUUUAUUUGUCUACACAGAGUUUUUUCUAUUGAUGUCCGGCCUAUCAAGGAUACGGCUUUAGGGACAGAGGAGGUGUGUUUUUACUGCAAUGUAACUAAUGGACAUUCCCCGUGCCUCUGUACAAUACAGAUGUGAGACAGCAUUGAAACCACGGCACAAGGCAGGCUGUCUGAACCCAGCCCGGGUGAGGCAUGUGUGGUACCUCGUGGAGCUAUCACACAGCUAACACACAGCGCCCUGUGCUCACUUGAGAGCAAGAUAACUUUUACAUGUGAGUUAUGAAAGGCAAAAACGUUUCUGAGAUGGCAAAAACAUAACCCUGUGUGAAACCAUCCGGUGGGUUCUGAAAAUGCAGCGUGUUGUGCCCGCAUGUUGGUUUGAACCAGGAUUGAAAACACCGAACAUCACAUUUGCUUCUGUAUAAUGGCAAAACUGCACUCCUGCUUGGCUGGAAGCACCUUACAGAGACAUUUAGCAACCUUUGCUCUUUAUGGGAUGAAAAGAUCUCCCUCUCAAUCUACAGAGAUCACCUUCUGUGUUUCAGUGGAGUGAACUGAAGUCAAAGUGAGAAAUGUGCAGCAUGUUUGUUUAUUUAUUUUGCUUUUUUAUACAAAUGUAUAUAUAUGUACUGAUUGGCCCUGCUGUGCAGAAUGAGAGCUGCUGCAUGCAGAGGAAAUAAUAUUUUCAUAGAUAA
This is a messenger RNA of Anas platyrhynchos (mallard), 2672 nucleotides long. NCBI's taxonomy places the organism in Eukaryota, Metazoa, Chordata, Aves, Anseriformes, Anatidae. The record is from RefSeq and is a predicted model, not a curated record.